Oppia nitens is the source of this 2548-nucleotide messenger RNA. RefSeq lists its product as uncharacterized. Bases 20 to 2548 code for a protein of 842 amino acids. The transcript has 9 exons. NCBI's taxonomy places the organism in Eukaryota, Metazoa, Arthropoda, Arachnida, Sarcoptiformes, Oppiidae. The record is from RefSeq and is a predicted model, not a curated record.
UACUACAAUUACUACUACUAUGUAUAAAUUGUUAUCAACUAAUAUAAUAAAUUAUAGAUCAAUGAGCCGUGUUUUAUGUAUGCCAUUAUCAAUGUUGUGGAUGGCAUACACUAAGCACAGAUGGUUUCAGACAACAACAACAACCUCAACAGGUGUCCGACCCAUGUCUGCAAAAACAAACAAUACGUUUAGUAUUAGAUCGGCGGCACUUAUGGACAACAAUAACAGCGCCGGCGAUAAUAUUAAUGGUUACGAUAUGAUUCAAAUGAAAAACCGUUGCAUCCGAUCGAUUGGUUAUAUUAUAAGAGCCCCACUCGAGUAUGAUAGCCGUAUUGAAGGGGGUAUAGGAUCGGGUGUUUUCGUAGCCAAUCGACUACUGUUAACUUGUUAUCAUGUGGUCAGACAAUCGCCAGUUAUAGGGGUUGUAUAUGUCUAUACCUAUGAUAAUAAUCAGUUGUUGAAAACACUGAUUAUGAUGGCCGAAGUCCUCUAUGUAGAGCCGCAAUGGGAUCUGGCACUGGUCCGACUACACGAAUGGCCAUCGCCGGCCUAUAAUACGGCUACUUCAAUGCAAUUGGCCACCACCACCAAUGAUGAUGAUAAUAUCCAUAUUGAUUUUGGCGAACCUGUAGCUACUAUAGGCCACGGCCAGGACUUACAGUAUGGUCUGCAUCCGGCGCACAAUACGGUCAAUAUCUACGGGUUUUCCGGUUGUCCACUCAUUGAUACCGAUGGCCGUAUGUGUGGUAUGGUUUGGGGCGGUAUAUCCCAUCGUGGACUCGUAACCUAUGCACUCGAUUCAAUAACAAUAAAAGAGUUUGUCAUCAGAGGAUUGAUUUAUGAAAGAGAUGGCAUAAAACUAAACCGUUUGAGGAAACGGUAUGAAUGGCAUAUACAAGAGCCAGACACUAGACUAUUGGGUUUGAUUUUGGAUACAAAACCGUUUUCGAGUAGUUUUACCGUACAAUCGGUUUUGCCCACUGUUUCAGAUGAAACAAAAAGAAUUAUCGGCUCACGUGUUACCAAAGUUUUCGGACAAGUGUUCAAUAAUAUUGAUGUCAUCCGAUCGGCUAUCGGUACUAAUCGGGUAAUCAAAUUGUCGAUAGGAUUACCCACUAUUAACAUCAAUACUAUAGCACCCGUCGAUAAUCAAGGCUUUAAGCCGCAUUGGGAUCUGGCAGUCGUCCGACUAUAUGAAUGGCCAUCGCCGGCCUAUAAUACGGCCAACUCGAUGCUAUUGGCCACCAAUGCUAGCCAUAUUGAAUCAAUUGGUGUUUUAUGUAUGCCAUUAUCAAUGUUGUGGAUGGCAUACAAUAAGCAGCCAUUGUUUCAUGGCUGGCAAUCGUUUCAGACAAUAACAACAACACCCACAUGUGUCCGACCCAUGUCUGCCAACAAAUACAAUACGUUUAGUAUUAGAUCGGCGGCACUUAUGGCCAACAAUAACAACACCGGCGCCGAUAAUAUUAAUGGUUUCGAUAUGAUUGCAAUGAAAAACCGUUGCAUCCGAUCGAUUGGUUAUAUUAUAAGACCAUUACUAGAAGAUCCAGAUACUGAUGGCGGUACGGGAUCGGGUGUUUUCGUUGCCAAUCGUCUACUAUUAACUUGUUAUCAUGUGGUCAAACAAUCGCCAUUUAUAUGGGUUGUAUAUGUCAGGAGCUAUGAUAAUCAGGUUAUGAUAAAUUUGAUUAUGGGCGCCGAAGUCCUAUAUGUAGAGCCGCACUGGGAUCUGGCACUGGUCCAACUUCAUCAAUGGCCAUCGCCCAUCUAUAAUACGGCCAAAUCAAUGCUAUUGGCCACCAGUGGUAACCAAAUAAUUGAUUUCGGCGAACCGGUAGCUACUAUAGGCCACGGCCAGGACUUACGGUACGGUCUGCAUCCGGGUAUGAUUACUACACCCCGAGUCGAUAGCUAUCUAAUACCCGUUAGCUAUUAUAUAAGUUUGGUACCGUUUAAUGAAAAAAUGCCAAUCAUAACGCACAAUACGGUCAAUAUCUAUGGGUUUUCCGGUUGUCCACUCAUUGAUACCGAAGGCCGUAUGUGUGGUAUGGUUUGGGGCGGUAUAUCCAAACGUGGACUGGUAUCCUAUGCACUCGAUUCAAUAACAAUAAAAGAGUUUGUCGUCAGAGGAUUGACUUAUCAAAGAGAUGGCAUAAAACAAAAUCGUUUGAGGGAACGGUAUGAAUGGGACAUACGAGAGCCGGACACUAGACUAUUGGGUUUGAUUUUAUCUAAACAACAACAACAACCGUUUUCGGGUAGUUUUACUGUCCAAUCGGUUUUGCCCACUGUUUCAGGGGAUACAAAAAGAAUUAUCGGCUCACGUGUUACCAAAGUUUUUGGACAGGAGUUCAAUAAUAUUGCAGUCAUCCGAUCGGCUAUCGGUAGUAAUCGGGUAAUCAAAUUGUCUAUUGAAUUACCCACUGAUGAUGACAGUAGUAGUAGUAGUAGUAGUGAUAGUCAAUGGAUGACAGUUAGAGAUGUUAACAUCAAUACUAUAGCACCCGUCGAUAAUCAAGGCUUUAGUAUUAAACCAUUAGUUAUUUGA